This is a messenger RNA of Cherax quadricarinatus, 1432 nucleotides long. It is a transcript of the gene CkIIbeta, whose product is annotated as casein kinase II subunit beta. Gene Ontology annotation, cellular component: protein kinase CK2 complex; cytoplasm. Gene Ontology annotation, molecular function: protein kinase regulator activity. The record is from RefSeq and is a predicted model, not a curated record. Lineage: Eukaryota; Metazoa; Arthropoda; Malacostraca; Decapoda; Parastacidae.
GGAGAGAGGAGUAGUUGGUGUGGAUGUGCUGGUCAGGUGGUGGGAACAUGGCCUUGUCUUGAAACCUUUAAAUGCUUCCUCUGCUAUUUCCUUGACUUACUGUGGUCUUCGUGGUAAUUUUUGUGAGCUCAUUGAACAUUCUACGGUAUAUUGAGUAUACGUACUACCAGAGAAAAUUGAUUUUGGUGCUAUUAAACCCUGUGACAACAGGCCAGGAUCAUCAACGUGUCCAGUCAUGGACAAUACAAUAUCAUCAAACGGCAAGAUGAGCAGUUCAGAAGAGGUAUCGUGGAUUGCGUGGUUCUGUGGCCUUAGAGGAAAUGAAUUCUUCUGUGAGGUGGAUGAGGACUACAUUCAAGAUAAGUUUAACCUAACAGGCCUGAAUGAGCAGGUUCCUCAUUAUCGCCAAGCCCUCGAUAUGAUUCUUGACCUUGAACCAGAUGAAGAGGAAGAGAUUCCCCACCAGAGUGACCUUAUAGAGCAGGCAGCUGAGAUGCUGUAUGGUCUCAUACACGCACGUUACAUCCUUACAAACAGAGGUAUUGCGCAAAUGAUUGAGAAGUAUCAGGCUGGUGACUUUGGUCAUUGUCCAAGAGUUUAUUGUGAGAAUCAGCCCAUGCUGCCUAUUGGAUUGAGUGAUGUUCCUGGUGAGGCUAUGGUGAAGCUCUACUGUCCAAAAUGCUGUGAUGUAUACACACCAAAAUCUUCAAGGCAUCAUCAUAUCGAUGGAGCAUAUUUUGGUACAGGAUUUCCACACAUGCUUUUUAUGGUCCAUCCAGAGUAUAGACCAAAGAGGCCUGCUAACCAGUUUGUACCCCGGCUAUAUGGUUUCAAGAUACAUCCAAUGGCAUAUCAGAUUCAGCAACAAGCAGCAGCAAAUUUUAAAGCACCUAUGAGAGCUAUUAACUAUAAUAAUGGAAAACGCUAAUAAUAGUUAAUACUAAAUAAUUUUAUGAUAACUAUUAUGAUUAAAACUAAACACAUUGUUACUCCUAACCAAAUUAGUGAUUUUUUUUUUCCCCCAAACCAAAAGGAGUCCCUUAAAUGUAUUGCUUUAUUUCAGAUGUGACUUAGUUAAUAGUUUUUUUUUUUUUUGUGCAUUCCUUACAAAUGGUGCAAAUGAGUUGUGUGCCAACAUGAAAAUUUAUUUUGAGACCAUGAGAAUGAUAAAAUUAAGUAUGAAAGGGUGAAGUUGGUAGCACAAAUUUUAUAGCAAUGGACGUGACUGGGAGGUCUCUGCAUGGCAAGUCGACUGUACACAUUCCGGAAGAGUCCAUUACCUCACUCCUUAAUCACCUCUGGAGCCAUGGAGUGACCUCCCCAUUGAUGAAUUUUGGAUACCAUUUUCACAGCAUACAUGGUAUUUACCAAGAAUGAUGUAAGUUUGGCUUUCAACUUUAGGUAACUUCUAAUAAAAUGUAAAUAUAUAUUC